AUGGGCUGCGUCAUCGAAAAGGCAGAAGUGCUGGAUGGAGCUCACUUGAUGCGAAUCAUCUGGCAGGAUGGUACAGACUCUAUCUACCCAGCUGUGUGGCUCCGGGACAACUGUCAGUGUCCCGACUGCUACCUUGAUUCGGCAAAAGCACGGAAACUUCUUAUCGAAGCUCUUGAUGUGUACGUCGGGAUCAAAGAUUUGAUGUUUGACAGGAAAAAGGUUCAUAUCAUGUGGCCAAAUGACCAUCACAGUGAAUAUGGAGCUGAUUGGCUGAAGAAAAGAUGCUUUUCACAGCAGGCCAGAGAAAGACUCCAGAAAGAAUUGUUUUUGCCAGAGUAUCAAUACUGGGGCUCAGAGUUCCAGCUGCCUACUCUGGAUUUUGAAGAUGUUUUAAAAGAUGAUGAGCACGCAUACAGGUGGCUCUCCAGCCUCAAGAAGGUCGGCAUCGUGCGACUCACAGGAGCAGCUGACAAACGAGGAGAAGUUUUAAAACUCGGGAAAAGGAUUGGUUUCCUUUAUCUCACAUUUUAUGGACAUACUUGGCAAGUGCAAGACAAAAUCGAUGCAAACAAUGUGGCUUACACAACUGGGAAGCUAAGCUUUCACACUGAUUAUCCAGCCCUCCAUCAUCCACCUGGGGUUCAGCUUCUGCACUGCAUAAAGCAAACCGUCACUGGGGGUGAGUCAGAAAUUGUAGAUGGAUUCAAUGUAUGCCAAAAGCUCAAGGAAAAAAAUCCUCGAGCAUUCCAGAUUCUGUCCUCCACCUUCGUGGACUUCACAGACAUUGGAGUGGAUUACUGUGAUUUCUCUGUACAAUCCAAACACAAAAUUAUAGAAUUAGACGAUAAAGAUCAAGUGGUUCGUAUCAACUUCAAUAAUGCAACUAGAGACACAAUAUUUGAUGUACCUGUCGAGAGAGUUCAGCCUUUCUAUGCUGCUCUGAAGGAGUUUGUUGACCUCAUGAACUGUAAAGAUUUCAAGUUCACUUUCAAGAUGAAUCCAGGUGAUGUGAUUACCUUUGAUAACUGGCGCUUACUUCAUGGCCGACGAAGCUACGAAGCCGGAACUGAGAUAACCCGCCAUCUAGAAGGCGCUUAUGCUGAUUGGGAUGUGGUCAUGUCAAGGCUACGUAUCUUAAGGCAGAGUGUCCAGAGUAGAGACUGA
Messenger RNA from Budorcas taxicolor (takin), 1164 nucleotides. RefSeq names its product gamma-butyrobetaine hydroxylase 1 (gene BBOX1). The record is from RefSeq and is a predicted model, not a curated record. The coding region runs from base 1 to 1164 and encodes 387 amino acids. The transcript is spliced from 7 exons. Gene Ontology annotation, cellular component: mitochondrion. Gene Ontology annotation, biological process: carnitine biosynthetic process. NCBI's taxonomy places the organism in Eukaryota, Metazoa, Chordata, Mammalia, Artiodactyla, Bovidae. Gene Ontology annotation, molecular function: gamma-butyrobetaine dioxygenase activity; iron ion binding.